Molecule: messenger RNA, 1965 nt
Organism: Rotaria socialis
Lineage: Eukaryota; Metazoa; Rotifera; Eurotatoria; Philodinida; Philodinidae
Source: the annotation of a GenBank genome assembly
AUGCAAAGAGUUAAACAAUUACUAUUAUCAUCAUAUCAUUGCCGUCAAAUUCGUACUUUUAAUUCAUCUAUAUUUGAUAUUAAUCCUGAAGUAAAAUCAGCGCUAAAUGAACAUCGACCAAUAGUUGCAUGCGAAACAGCUAUUCUCACACAUGGUUUACCUCGACCAUCAAAUAUUGAAACAUGUUUAAAAAUUGAGCAAAUUAUUCGUGAGAAUGGUUCAAUACCAGCAACAAUUGCUAUUUUAAAUGGUCGAAUCAAAGUUGGUCUUACACAAACAGAAUUAGAACAACUUGGAUCAUUGAAUAAUGUUGAAAAAGCUUCUCGUCGAGAUUUACCUUAUCUUAUGUCGCGUCAUGCAUUCGCUGGUACAACUGUGGCAGCAACAAUGCUUAUUGCUCAUCGUUGUGGUAUUCCAAUAUUUGCGACUGGUGGAAUCGGUGGAGUUCAUCGAGAUUCGACAACAACGGGCGAUAUAUCAUCAGAUUUAGAUGAAUUAGGGCGUACACCUGUUUGUGUUAUUUCAAGUGGUGUUAAAUCAAUUCUUGAUAUUCCUAAAACACUUGAAUAUCUUGAAACAAAAGGUGUUGGAGUAUAUACAUUUGGGGAUACGAAUGAAUUUCCAAAUUUUUUUACACGUUCAAAUGAAUUUGGAUCUUGUUCAUGUGCAGCUAUUCGUACUAUUGACGAAGCAGCACGACUUGUUCGAACUAUGGUCGAUCUUAAACUUGGUUCUGGUUUAUUACUUGCUGUACCUAUUGACAAAGAAGAUGAAUUGGAAGUAGGUGGAGGCGAAAAAAUUGAAUCUAUUAUUCGUGAAUCCCUUGCACGAGCCACUCAAGAAAAUAUUACGGGAAACAAAGUUACCCCGUUUGUUCUAAGUGAAAUUCGUCGGCAAACGGGUAAUAAAUCAAUAAUAACGAAUCAGAAAUUAAUCUAUAAAAAUGCUCGUAUUGCAUCACAAAUUGCUGUUGCUUUAUCAUCAUCUAAAUCAAAUUCGCCAUCUUCAUUAAUUAUUAUUGGAGCACGAAAUAUUGAUUUACAUAUUCAACUUAAUGCUGAUUUUACACCGCAUAAAGGUUCCACUAUUCCUUGUCGUGUACGACAGAAUUUCGGCGGAGUUGCAUAUAACGUUACGCAUGCUCUUCAUCUGCUAAAAAAUCAUUCUAUUCGUCUUCUUACUGUUGCGGGUAGUUCGAAUUUAUUACGAAAACAUGAUUCUACUCCGGCUCUUAUUCACGAGAUCGAAGAUGAAUCAACAGCAAGUUAUAUUUCAUUACUUGAUUCAAAAACGAAUGAACUUAUUUGCGGUUUUGGUGAUAUGGAAAUAUACGAAAGACAAAUAACACCAUCAUUUUUAGAUAGAAAUCUUUCAAUUUUAAUCAAUAGUCAAUGGAUUAUGUUUGAUGCAAAUUUAAGUCAAAUGGCAAUGAAAUAUUUAAUAGAUACUGCCACUAAAUAUAAAAAGAAUUCAGUAUUUAUAUCUGCUGGUGGUCCAAAUAAAGCUCGUCGAAUUAAGCCAUAUCUAAAAGAUAUAAAUGUACUGUUUUGUAAUCGUCUUGAAUUCGAAGCUAUUACAGAAUCAUCAUCAAUAGAAAUCAGCCUGAAAAAAUUAGUUAGAAUACAUUCUAAUUUAAAAUUAAUUUGUAUAACGAUUGGUUCUCAGGGUGUAUUAAUUAGUAUUAAUGGCCAAUUAAAAAAAUAUAAAGCGUUAAUAACAGAAAACGAUCAACACGAUAUUCAAAAUGUCACUGGAGCUGGCGAUAGUUUCGCUGCAGGUGUUAUGAAUCAAUUGUUAAAAAUAAAUUUUAACAAUAUUGAUCGAGCUAUUGCAUGUGGUUUAUUAUCAGCGAAAUUGACUUUAAAAUCAGCAAAUACGAUUAGUGAACAAUUAAACACAAUUGAUGAUGCAAUGAUUGAUGAGAUUUGUUUGAAAGAACUUAAAUAUGAGAAUAUUGAUAGUUAA